Molecule: messenger RNA, 3812 nt
Organism: Dreissena polymorpha
Lineage: Eukaryota; Metazoa; Mollusca; Bivalvia; Myida; Dreissenidae
Product: adhesion G-protein coupled receptor D1-like
Exons: 21
Coding region: 195-3218 (1007 amino acids)
Biological process (GO): adenylate cyclase-activating G protein-coupled receptor signaling pathway; cell surface receptor signaling pathway
Cellular component (GO): membrane
Molecular function (GO): G protein-coupled receptor activity
Source: RefSeq, a predicted model, not a curated record
CGUUCAGAACGUUUUUUCUGUGAUGUUGAGGAUAUUAUUAGUCCCGUAAAUUCUUUAAAAAGCUUUAAUUUAAUAGGAACAGUUACAUAGUAAUAUAAACAGAACGCGAUUACAGCAGUAUAUAUUAAUUUGUUUUGUUUUUUAAAUAAAAGUAGUUUGGCUCAUAAAAUGCGACUUUCGAGACCUAGUGUUGAAUGAAAAUGAUAUUUUUUCUGUCAAUAUCGAUGUCGCUGGUUAGCUGUGCAGUGUUGUCCUCUCCAGCAUUCCGCAUUUUGGAUGAGAAAUGUAUAUGGACCGUCGGUGGCGGCAACUUUACCUAUGCGAACAGGACAUGUCGAACUGACGGCGGCGCCAUAUUUACGUUCAGUGACAUUGUAUCUGCCAUUGAAACGCUGCGUGUGUUAAACAUAUCACAAGCGACCACAGUGUUCAUCGGCGCAAUUGUGAUUCACGUAAAUCAAAGUUCUCGCUACUUUGAUUGGCUCUCUCGUCCAGGAACUUGGCGCGAAUCGCUGAACGAGCGCGUUGUUGACGUGAACGACACUAUCAACGAUGAUAAACGCUGUAUUACGCUGAAACAUGGUUCGCUCUACCUGGAGGAUUGCAGUACACCAAUGAAUGUAACUGUAUGCGAAAAUGGAUAUAAUAAAGGAUGUGACAGCGAAGUGCAACCGAUUCUCAGCGAGCGGCACGAUCCACCAUCCGACUCUGGUCCUAACGAUGCGCCGAUUGGGACAUCAUACCACUCCACGUAUAUCGUGUCAACUGAAGCUUUCGUCUACUAUGCAUUAGAUCAGAUUGGAAACAUUAACACCGACAAUCUUACUAUUGACAAUGAAACUCAUGCUGCGAAUGCACGUGAAAUGAAUAAUAUUGAUGUAGCGCAAACAGAUAUGUCGGUCAAAGAUUUGAAUUUAAACGAGAACGUCUUGUCUAUAAAUGCAAGUACUUCGCACGUGGCAACAAGAUCGUCGGAAUCGACGGAAAGCGAUGUCAAUGGAACAUUAGCUGACACUAUGACAGAGGAAGACCACAGCAUUCCAACCUUCUCAACAGCUUCUACGUGUUCAAAUGACAAACUGACGUCGUCACUGACGUCGUCAUCAACCUCACCUCCUGUUCAAACAUUACCUUCCGAAUGCCGCGACGGUGACGACAGUAAAAUCUGCAACAGAACAUCACAAAUUGGCUUGUUCAGCAACGAAAUUCUGCAAAACGUCCCAGACGGGGAAAACGGUACGAAAACAAUAGAAUUUUCUGAGCUUUUAAACGAGAUUUUUGAAAAAGCAGAAAAAGGAAACAUUUCAUUGCAGAGGCAAAUGUCGUCAACGGUGGCGACAAACAAGCCACCGCCUCUUCCUUUUCCGGGACUUUUCGUUGGGCAUCCCAUCAGCGCUUUGAUAAACGGCUCUCCGGGGGGCCAGAACAGUUCCGUGCCGAUCACAGAGGUUUCAUUCCACGUUUCCGAAGAGAACGCGGAAGCGGAAAAUGCUCGUUUACGUACAAAUGUUUCUCGGUUACAUUUACCGCUUCUCACGGAAAAUCACGUCAUCAGUUCACCGGAACUGAGCAAUCUGACACGUCUGCUGAAAGCGCUGAAGGACAAACCCCGCGUCAACCAAACAACCAUCGAGGAAUUUGCUGUUACUGUUUCCAACACGGUCGCUAGCAGCAGUGCCUUGGCUGAAUCAAGUCAACUUAAGGGAGAUGCUUUCGUGGACAUAAUGGUCGUUGCAGAACAUCUAGCAGACAAGUUGGAUACCCCUCGGGAUCGCAUUGAUAUCAGCACAAACAGUAUUGACUUUUCCAGCCACGUUGUGAGGUCGUGCGACCAAACGGCUGGACAAGUUGUCACCGUGGUAGACAAACCGGGCUCGGACAUGAAAGCUACAUUUACUGGAUAUAUAUUUAACUAUCUAAAUACCUCAGAUAUUCGAAUAUCAACCGUUACAUAUCACGACGUAAAGUCGUUCGUUAAUGCAACAAAUGCGCACGUAAGCAGUCACGUGAUGGCGGUUACAGUGUACUCAAUUAAUGGAAACAGGACCAAAAAGCGUUCUUUGAAUACAGCUGGUGCGAUCACGUUUGAAAUGAAAACCUUUGUAUCGAAGCAUAAAGAAGAAGCCUCGAGGGAAUGCGUCUUCUGGGAUUUUGCCAAGAGUGCCUGGUCGAGUGCCGAAUGUACGGUGGUGGAUCAGAACGCCUCGCACACCACGUGCACUUGCAAUCAUCUAACCAACUUCGCUGUGCUGGUGAUGUACGUGGAAACCAAGGACAUGUCACUUGGUAACCGCCAUGCGCUGUUUACUCUGACCACGGUCGGCUGCAGCCUCUCUAUUGCCUGUCUACUGAUGACCCUAAUAGCCUACGUGUACUUGAACAUGCUGGGUAACGAGAAGAUCCUGAUACAUUUCAACCUCUCCCUGGCGCUCAUGAUGGGUCAGCUGGUUUUUGUGUCCUCCAGCGACGCACACCGGAACCAGGCGGCGUGUAAGGCGGUGGCGGUGCUGCUCCAUUUCCUGUUCAUGGCCUCAUUCUCCUGGAUGCUCGUGGAGGGCAUCGCGCUCUACCUGUGCUGCACAAAGGGGAUAUUUAACCAUCGGGACAUGCGCGUCAAGUACAUCCUGUUGGGAUGGGGACUUCCUCUUCUGAUUGUGAUCAUCUCGGUUGCCGCCCGUACACCGGAAUACGGAAACGGACCCCAGUAUAGCUGCUGGUUGUCUGUGAAAGAGGGCCUCAUCUGGGCCUUCAUGGGACCAAUGCUGGUCGUCGUGCUGAUGAACAUGUUCGUUCUGGGACUGGUGGUGAAGGUUUUUCUGACAUUGAAGACCAUUUCAGAAAAGACGGAGUUAGCCAGAUUAAGGGGAAGCCUCCGCGCGAUGCUAACGCUGCUGCCCCUGUUGGGCCUCACAUGGAUCCUUGGUCUGCUGGUCCCUAUCAAUGUCGUGUUCCACUACUUCUUCGUGAUCGCUAACACCGUGCAGGGGAUGUGCAUAUUCUUCCUGCACUGCAUCUGCAAUGACGAGAUCCGGAAGAAGUUCCGUGAAAAGCGGCGCCGAUGGUCGACGACUAGGACCUUAUCUGAAGUCGAUAUGGCGUUUCCCGGUCGGCGGAAGUUAGGGAGUAUCGACACGGCGAAAUUCUCAGCUGUGGGAAAUGUUAUGCCAAACACGGCGGAGUGCAUAGUCUCCAAACCUCCUCAAGUCGUCUGGUCAUAAGCAGGAACCGUGAUGCCCCCUACCGGCUCAUGCAGUAGCACGCGACAUUUGUGAUUACUAGCCGUUGGAGAUAACGGGACUUCUCGAGCUACAACCACGAUAUUCUUCGGGAUUUGGCGCUAUAUUCAUAAACACUAUUUGAAGUUAAUGUUGUUCUUUGCGAAUUGUACAGUUUCUUUUCUUUUUUAUCGUGAGAUCUUUGUGAUAUAAUUAGAUGUUAGAGUCAUAUAAUCUCUACAUAGAACUUCUAUAAACUAACAUGAAAACAAAAACAAAACAGCAUAUUAUUUUUAAUUCUUACUGAAAUACAUACCUUUUGGUUAUAAAUCGAUGGCGAAAUCAAGGCAACUGGCAGACAAAACAGCCAGAGUAUUCAACAGACAAGUGUCGAAAUGAGUGGUUUCUUAUAAGGCUUAAACACAACCGAAUGUUUGGUUGUAUUUUUUCUCUCUUUCCACCGGUACAUAUUAAAACGUCGCAGACAAAUCAGAAGUUUCAAAGAACUCAAGCGAAGUACCACAUUGCUAACCCUCACUUUUUCGAUAUAAUACAUUAUUUAUUGUUUUGAUGUGUGCAUAUAUUUAAUCACAAUUA